CAGAUGGCUGAAAGCUAGCAAGGAAAAUUCAGGACCAUGAUGGCUCAGUUUCCCACCACUAUGAAUGGAGGGCCAAAUAUGUGGGCUAUUACCUCUGAAGAACGGACUAAGCACGACAAGCAGUUUGAUAACCUUAAACCCUCCGGAGGUUACAUAACGGGUGAUCAGGCGCGAACCUUUUUCUUACAGUCAGGACUGCCAGCUCCUAUCUUAGCUGAAAUAUGGGCUUUAUCAGACCUGAACAAGGAUGGGAAGAUGGAUCAGCAAGAAUUCUCCAUCGCUAUGAAGCUCAUCAAGCUCAAGCUUCAAGGCCAGCAGCUGCCCAUGGUUCUUCCUCCUAUUAUGAAGCAACCUCCUAUGUUCUCUCCAUUAAUUUCUGCUCGUUUUGGAAUGGGAAGCAUGCCCAACCUGUCCAUCCCUCAGUCGAUGCCCCCAGUCGCACCUGUAGCAACGCCCUUGUCCUCCGCAACUUCAGGGAGCACCCUCCCUCCCCUGAUGAUGCCUGCACCCCUGCUGCCUUCCGUCAGCACGUCUUCCUUACCAAAUGGAACAGCAAGUCUCGUUCAGCCUUUAUCCAUUCCUUAUUCUUCUUCAACCUUGCCUCAUGGGUCAUCUUACAGUCUGAUGAUGGGAGGAUUUGGCGGUGCUAGUAUACAGAAAGCCCAGUCUCUGAUUGAUCUAGGAUCUAGUAGCUCAACUUCCUCAACUGCUUCACUCUCAGGGAACUCGCCCAAGACUGGGACCUCAGAGUGGGCAGUUCCUCAGCCUUCAAGAUUAAAAUAUCGGCAGAAAUUUAAUAGUCUUGACAAAAGCAUGAGUGGAUACCUCUCAGGUUUUCAAGCCAGAAAUGCCCUUCUUCAGUCAAAUCUCUCUCAAACCCAACUAGCUACUAUUUGGACUCUGGCCGACAUCGAUGGUGACGGACAACUAAAAGCUGAGGAAUUUAUCCUCGCCAUGCACCUCACUGACAUGGCCAAGGCCGGACAGCCGCUGCCGCUGACUUUGCCUCCCGAGCUGGUGCCUCCGUCGUUCAGAGGAGGAAAGCAAAUUGAUUCUAUUAAUGGAACUCUGUGUUCAUAUCAGAAAAUACAAGAAGAGGAACCUCAGAAAAAAUUACCAGUCACCUUUGAGGACAAGCGAAAAGCCAACUACGAGCGAGGGAACAUGGAGCUGGAGAAGCGCCGCCAGGCCCUGAUGGAGCAGCAGCAGAGGGAGGCAGAGCGGAAGGCCCAGAAGGAAAAGGAAGAGUGGGAGCGGAAGCAGCGGGAAUUACAGGAGCAAGAAUGGAAGAAGCAGCUGGAACUAGAGAAGCGCCUGGAGAAGCAGCGGGAACUGGAGAGACAACGGGAGGAAGAGAGGAGGAAAGAGAUAGAAAGACGAGAGGCAGCAAAACAGGAGCUUGAGCGGCAGCGUCGGUUGGAAUGGGAGAGGAUUCGUCGACAGGAGCUUCUCAGUCAGAGGAGUAGAGAGCAGGAAGAAAUCGUCAGGUUAAACUCUAAAAAGAAGAGUCUGCACCUCGAGUUGGAAGUACUGAACGGCAAACACCAGCAAGUCUCAGGCCGCCUGCAGGAUGUGCGGCUCCGAAAGCAAACGCAGAAGACUGAGCUGGAAGUCUUGGAUAAGCAGUGUGACCUGGAAGUAAUGGAAAUCAAGCAGCUUCAGCAAGAACUUCAGGAAUAUCAAAACAAGCUUAUCUAUUUGGUACCUGAGAAGCAAUUGUUAAAUGAAAAAAUUAAAAACAUGCAGCUCGGUAAUACACCAGAUUUGGGCAUUGGUUUACUUCAUAAAAAAUCACUAGAAAAAGAAGAAUUAUGCCAAAGACUUAAAGAACAGUUAGAUGCUCUUGAAAAAGAAACUGCAGCUAAACUCUCUGAAAUGGAUUCAUUUAACAAUCAACUAAAGUGUGGGAAUAUGGAUGACUCUGUUCUCCAGUGCCUUUUGUCUCUGCUAAGCUGUCUCAACAACCUCUUCCUCUUACUUAAGGAACUGAGAGAAAGCUACAAAACACAGCAGUUAGCCCUUGAACAGCUUCAUAAGAUCAAACGUGACAAGCUGAAGGAAAUUGAAAGAAAAAGAUCAGAACUAAUACAAAAAAAGAAACUAGAAGAUGAGGCUGCAAGGAAAGCAAAGCAGGAAAAAGAAAACUUGUGGAGAGAAAGUCUUAGAAAAGAGGAAGAAGAAAAACAAAAGCGACUCCAAGAUGAAAAAACACAAGAAAAAGUUCAAGUGGAAGAGCGGAAAGCUGAGGAAAAACAAUGUAAGGGCGAGCAGUCUAGGACUUCGGUGAAUUACAAAGCAUUAUAUCGCUUUGAAGCAAGGAACCAUGACGAGAUGAGUUUUAAUGCUGGGGAUGUAAUACAGGUUGAUGAAAAGACAGUAGGGGAGCCUGGUUGGCUUUAUGGUAGUUUUCAAGGAAACUUUGGCUGGUUUCCAUGCAACUAUGUAGAAAAGAUAUCAUCGAGUGAAAAAGCCGUGUCUCCCAAGAAGGCCUUACUCCCCCCUACAGUGUCUGUACCUGCUACCUCAACUCCCUCUGAAUCACUUUCCUCAGAUCAGCCAGCAUCAGUGACUGAUUAUCAAAAUGUGUCUUUUUCAAACCUAACUGUUACUACAUCAUGGCAGAAAAAGUCAGCGUUUACUCGCACUGUGUCGCCUGGAUCAGUAUCACCUAUUCACGGACAGGGACAGGUUGUAGAAAACCUAAAAGCUCAGGCCCUUUGUUCCUGGACUGCAAAGAAAGAUAACCACUUGAACUUCUCAAAGCAUGAUAUUAUUACUAUCUUGGAGCAGCAAGAAAAUUGGUGGUUUGGCGAGGUGCAUGGAGGAAGAGGAUGGUUUCCAAAAUCUUAUGUCAAAAUCAUACCUGGGAGUGAAGCGACAAAGCGGGAAGAACCAGAAAGUUUGUAUGCAGCUAUAAAUAAGAAGCCUACCUCCGCAGCCUAUGCAGUUGGAGAAGAGUAUAUUGCACUUUAUCCAUAUUCAAGUGUAGAGCCUGGAGAUCUAACAUUUGCUGAGGGUGAAGAGAUACUGGUGACCCAGAAAGAUGGAGAAUGGUGGACAGGAAGCAUUGGAGAUAGAACAGGGAUUUUUCCAUCAAAUUAUGUGAAACCAAAAGAUCAAGAGAGUCUUGGGAGUGCAAACAAAUUGGGAACAUCAAACAAAAAACCUGAGAUUGCUCAGGUAACUUCAGCAUAUGUGGCUUCUGGUUCUGAACAACUUAGCCUUGCACCAGGGCAGUUAAUACUAAUUCUAAAGAAAAAUACAAGUGGAUGGUGGCAAGGGGAGUUACAGGCCAGAGGAAAAAAGCGACAGAAAGGAUGGUUUCCUGCCAGCCACGUUAAACUUUUGGGUCCAAGCAGUGAAAGAACUGCACCUGCCUUUCAUCCUGUGUGCCAGGUGAUCGCUAUGUACGACUAUACGGCAAACAACGAGGACGAGCUCAACUUCUCCAAGGGACAACUCAUUAACGUUUUGAACAAAGAUGACCCUGACUGGUGGCAAGGAGAAGUCAGCGGGGUGACUGGCCUCUUUCCCUCAAACUACGUCAAGAUGACGACGGACUCAGAUCCGAGCCAGCAAUGGUGUGCUGAUCUCCAGACCCUGGACACCAUGCAGCCAACUGAGAGGAAGAGGCAGGGAUACAUCCACGAGCUCAUUCAGACCGAGGAGCGCUACGUGGACGACCUGCAGCUGGUGGUGGAGAUUUUUCAGAAACGGAUGGCUGAGUCAGGCUUUCUCACUGAAGGAGAAAUGGCCUUGAUCUUUGUUAACUGGAAAGAGCUCAUCAUGUCCAACACAAAGCUGCUGAAGGCCCUGCGGGUGCGGAAGAAGACUGGGGGUGAGAAGAUGCCGGUGCAGAUGAUGGGGGACAUCCUGGCCACGGAGCUGGCCCACAUGCAGGCUUACAUCCGCUUCUGCAGCUGCCAGCUUAAUGGGGCAGGCCUGUUACAGCAGAAGACCGAUGAAGAUGUGGACUUCAAAGAGUUUUUAAAGAAGCUGGCAUCUGACCCUCGAUGUAAAGGGAUGCCCCUUUCCAGCUUCCUGCUGAAGCCCAUGCAGAGGAUCACACGCUACCCUCUGCUCAUCAGAAGUAUUCUGGAGAACACCCCAGAGACCCACGUAGACCACUCCUCCCUGAAGCUGGCCCUCGAGCGGGCAGAGGAGCUUUGCUCGCAGGUCAACGAGGGGGUCCGGGAGAAGGAGAACUCGGACCGGCUGGAGUGGAUCCAGGCGCACGUGCAGUGUGAGGGGCUGGCAGAGCAACUUAUUUUCAACUCCCUCACCAAUUGCCUGGGGCCCCGGAAGCUUCUGCACAGCGGGAAAUUGUACAAGACCAAGAGCAACAAGGAGCUUCACGGGUUCCUCUUCAACGACUUCCUGCUUCUCACCUACAUGGUCAAGCAGUUUGCGGUCUCCUCGGGCUCCGAGAAACUCUUCAGCUCCAAGUCCAACGCUCAGUUCAAAAUGUAUAAGACGCCCAUUUUCCUGAAUGAAGUCCUGGUGAAACUGCCCACCGACCCUUCCAGCGAGGAGCCAGUCUUCCACAUUUCUCACAUCGACCGAGUUUACACACUCCGAACAGACAACAUCAACGAGAGGACUGCCUGGGUCCAGAAGAUCAAGGCCACGUCCGAGCAGUACAUCGACACGGAGAAGAAGAAGCGGGAGAAGGCUUAUCAAGCUCGCUCUCAAAAGACUUCUGGCAUUGGGCGUCUGAUGGUGCAUGUCAUUGAAGCAACAGAAUUAAAAGCCUGCAAACCUAACGGAAAGAGCAACCCAUACUGUGAAAUCAGCAUGGGCUCCCAGAGCUACACAACCAGGACACUCCCGGACACACUAAACCCCAGGUGGAAUUUUAACUGCCAGUUCUUCAUUAAGGAUCUUUACCAAGAUGUGCUGUGUCUCACCAUCUUUGACAGAGACCAGUUUUCACCAGAUGAUUUCCUGGGCCGCACUGAAGUUCCAUUGGCAAAAAUCCGAACAGAACAGGAAAGCAAAGGCCCUACGACGCGCCGGCUCCUGCUGCACGAGGUCCCCACGGGGGAGGUCUGGGUCCGCUUUGACCUGCAACUCUUUGAGCAAAAACCUCUUCUGUAGGAGCCUUAGGGAUCUGCCCGCCCACCCAGGGCUGGAGACACGCAGCUACCGGCACCCCCCGGGAAUGAAGAGCAUCCCCGGCUUCACGCAUCACAGGGCCACGCACGCUGGGUCCCCUAUUUUAUUGCACACUAAAUUGCUAGCGAUCUAUGCAAACAUGAUCUCUUCUUAUAAACCAAACCCCACAGCACAGUGCCUUGUAUUAGCGUUAACACGUUGGGCUGUGUCUGGAUGCCAAGGUUUCCAUCUUCAGGGCUAUAAAAGUAUUAUGUGGAAAUGAGGCAUCAGACCACCAGACGUGACCACUGGUUGCACGUGUCCCCGUAGGUGGCUUGGGUGACGCCCACCACGUGACCCCUGUGGUCAUGGCGGGUGAAGAGUUGGAAGACAUGCUGCAGGCGGGGUGCGGGGGCAGCCUGCUCCGGAGAGUGUGUCUGCUCGUGCACUGAAUAAAAAACAAACUUGAUCAUUUUAUUUCUGAUUAGAUUUUAUCAUUCUCUGCUGAGACAAUAAAAUUUGAAACCUAAGGGAAAGCUUGAUUUACUUUAAAUACUGUGAAUUCUAAAUGAUGUGGAAAAUAUUUUUCAACCUUUAAUUUUCUGAGGUAUAAUUUAUUUAUGUAAAUUCUUGUUUUUGCAUAUUUCAUAGGACAUGCAUCUUUAAGCUUUGUCAUUGCCAAUAUGUA
Messenger RNA from Condylura cristata (star-nosed mole), 5782 nucleotides. It is a transcript of the gene ITSN2, whose product is annotated as intersectin 2. Gene Ontology annotation, molecular function: calcium ion binding; guanyl-nucleotide exchange factor activity; protein binding. Lineage: Eukaryota; Metazoa; Chordata; Mammalia; Eulipotyphla; Talpidae. Gene Ontology annotation, biological process: positive regulation of Rho protein signal transduction. The coding region runs from base 37 to 5097 and encodes 1686 amino acids. The transcript is spliced from 39 exons. The record is from RefSeq and is a predicted model, not a curated record.